AUGUGGCAGGAGGAGCGGACCAUGCGGGACCGCACACUCUUAGAGGUUAGAGAUUCAGACCAUCGCAUCACCUGGAAAGUCCGUUUCAACCUGGGCAACAGCAGCAGACCGAUCACUCAGUGCAGAAACUCCAUCCAGGGCAGGACGUUGCUCACAGACGAACUCGGUUAUGUCUGCGAGAGAAAAGACUUGCUGGUUAACGGCUGCUGUAAUGUCAAUGCUCCCAGCAGCAGACAGUACAUUUGUAAAAGCUGCCUAGCUAAUGGCUGCUGUAGCAUCUAUGAGUAUUGCGUGUCUUGCUGCCUCCAGCCUGAUAAGCAACCUCUCCUUGAACGCUUCCUGAAUCGCGCAGCUGAAGGUUUCCAGAAUCUAUUCACUGCUGUGGAGGAUCAUUUUGAGCUGUGCCUGGCAAAGUGUAGGACCUCUUCACAAAGUGUUCAACAUGAGAACACCUACCGAAACCCUCAAGCAAAGUACUGCUACGGAGAGAGUCCCCCAGAGCUCCUUCCUGUAUGA
Micropterus dolomieu (smallmouth bass) is the source of this 516-nucleotide messenger RNA. It is a transcript of the gene spring1, whose product is annotated as SREBF pathway regulator in golgi 1. The transcript has 5 exons. Bases 1 to 516 code for a protein of 171 amino acids. The record is from RefSeq and is a predicted model, not a curated record. Gene Ontology annotation, biological process: positive regulation of SREBP signaling pathway. Lineage: Eukaryota; Metazoa; Chordata; Actinopteri; Centrarchiformes; Centrarchidae.